Molecule: messenger RNA, 336 nt
Organism: Melampsora larici-populina 98AG31
Lineage: Eukaryota; Fungi; Basidiomycota; Pucciniomycetes; Pucciniales; Melampsoraceae
Exons: 1
Coding region: 1-336 (111 amino acids)
Source: RefSeq, a predicted model, not a curated record
AUGUCUCGUCUCGCAAUCAAACUUCAUUCUUAUCGAAUUCUUCAGCAAAUUCUAAUUCAACACGGGCUCGGGACACUUCUCAACUCAUUUCAAGUUCAACUUCAACAUCAGCCUUACCUUCAGCAUCAACUGCAGCAUCAAUCUCGACCUGGCAAGGUUUACCAAACCAACAUUCUCCAACGCAUAGCCUAUGUUCUUCUACGACAAAUUCUACAGCAAUCACAAUUGACUUUGGCUCAGAUUCCGAAACUUCCAUCAUCAGUCCUUCACUCACUACCCCACCUUUCAGUCCAUCCGGAUCACUCUCUUCACCUACUCAUUCAGACAGCUCAGUGA